CUACUGGUCACAUUUGUCUCUUGUUUAGGUUCGGUCUGUACAGUGUCAUUGUCCAUAGUGGUCACUUGUGGUAGUACAGAAAGGUGUGAUGCAUUCCAGACUCUACCAUCAUCCAACAGCCAGGAAGGAAGCCAGAUCAAUAAAAAAGAUCCUGAAAGGCUUCUGGACAAACACCUGCAUUCGCUUCAUUAGGAAGAAGGAAAUACAUACGGACUACUUGUCCUUCAUCUCUGCUGAUGGGUGUUGGUCCUUCCUUGGCCGGGUGGGAGGCAAACAGCAAAUCUCCUUGAGGACAUCCGGUUGCUUAUUCACGGAUAUCAUGCAGCACGAGGCUCUCCAUGCACUUGGAUUCCACCACGAGCAUGUUCGAUCUGACAGAGACGACCAUGUCACCAUUCAUUUUGACAACAUCAGAGCAGGAUUGGAAUCCAACUUUAUCAAAUCUCCGACAAACAACUUAGGUACCCCCUAUGAUUUUCAAUCUGUGAUGCAUUACAGCAAAUUUGCCUUCACUAAUAACGGCCAAGCAACGAUCACUUCCAAAGACGGUUCGGUGUUUGGCGACGCAACUGAGAUGAGCGAUAAUGAUUAUGCCCGUGUCAACAGACUUUAUGAGUGCUGAACAUAAUGACAGAGAAAAGGGUGUCAGCCUCCAGUGACCAGCAUUUUUCACAAUGAAC
Messenger RNA from Entelurus aequoreus (snake pipefish), 680 nucleotides. RefSeq names its product hatching enzyme 1.2-like. Gene Ontology annotation, molecular function: zinc ion binding; metalloendopeptidase activity. NCBI's taxonomy places the organism in Eukaryota, Metazoa, Chordata, Actinopteri, Syngnathiformes, Syngnathidae. The transcript is spliced from 6 exons. The coding region runs from base 89 to 622 and encodes 177 amino acids. Gene Ontology annotation, biological process: proteolysis. The record is from RefSeq and is a predicted model, not a curated record.